AUGACCAAGAGGAGGAUAUGCUGGGUCCCCAGGUCUUCUGGUGACCGUGUGAAUCUCGGCUUGGACAUAAGUGAUGGCAUGGUUUCAGGGCAUAGCUAUAAAGCCUACAAUAUUGACGACAGUCCUUGGAGCCAGCAGACCAAGAAGCCUGAGUCAGCCGUGGUGGCAGAUGUUCUUGCUUUGAGGAAGUAUGAGGCUGCCUGGAGAACCAUGCUGCCCUAUCGCCCCAAGCCCAAGUUUUCCACCUCCCACCCUCUGGAUGAUGCUGGCCUAUUCUCCUACCUCACGUCGGCGUGGCUCACCCCAUUCAUGAUCCAAGGUUCACAGAAACGCUUGGAUGCAAACAACAUCCCCCAGCUGUCAGUACAGGAAGGCUCAGCCAAAAAUGUGAAAAGGCUUUGCCGCCUCUGGGAAGAAGAAGUCUUACGGUACGGUCUUGACAAAGCGUCCAUGUUUCGAGUGAUGCUGAGGUUCACAAAAACGAGGCUUUUUAUCAACAUGCUUAUGGGUUGCUUCUUCUCUAUAGCAAGCAUGCUAGGGCCAGUGCUUCUGAUUCCAAGGAUCCUAGAAUAUUCUGAAGAGUGGACCGGGAAUAUUGCCUACGGAGUGGGAAUCUGCAUUGCUCUUUUUCUCCUCGAGUGUCUGAAGUCUCUGACUUUGAGCUCAUAUUGGACCAUUAACCAGUACACAGCCAUCAGGUUUCGCACUGCCAGCUCCUCCUUAGCCUUUGAGAAGUUAAUGAAAUUUAAGUCUCUAACUCACAUUUCUACGGGAGAGGUCAUCAGCUUCUUCACCAACGACGCAAGCUACCUGUUUGAGGGGGUGUACUAUGGCCCGAUGAUCUGGAUCGCCUUCGUAACGCUGGUUGCCAGCACCAUCACCACCUGCAUCAUUCUGGGACCCACUGCACUGACCGCCACUUUCUGCUAUCUCCUGGUUUUACCGCUGGAGGGACUCCUGACCACGAAGAUCCUAAAGCUACAGAAGAGUUCAUCUGAGGUCACCAGCCAGCGCAUUCGCCUGACCAGCGAGAUUCUCACCUCCAUUAAAAUGAUUAAAAUGUACUCAUGGGAGAAACCAUUUGCCAAAUUAAUUACAGACCUCAGAAAGAAGGAAAGGAAGCUAUUGGAGCGGUGUGGGUUUGUCCAGAGCCUGACCACUGUGUCCUUGUUCAUUACACCAACGGUGUCCGUCAUGCUGACAUUCCUCGUUCACACAGGCUUACGGUGGAAACUCACGUCGACAGUUGUGUUCACCACCGUGGCCGCCCUCAACUCCAUGCGACUGAUCGUGUUCCUGGUGCCCUUCUCUGUGAAAGGCCUCACCAACUGCAGGUCUGCCACAGACAGGUUUAAGAAAUUUUUUCUCCAGGAAACCCCUGUUUCAUACGUCCAGACAUUGACAGACCCCCACCAAGCGCUGCUUCUGAAGGAUGCCACCUUGUCAUGGAGAAAAUUCUGCCCUGGGGCUGUUAAUGAGGCAUUUGAACCAGAGAGAAAUGGACAUCACCCUGAAGGAAUGACCAGGACACCCCAUCCUCUCGGGGCCGCCAGACCAGAGGACAGAGGAGAAAACAUAGGCCCAGAACUGUGCAAAUUAAACUUGCUGGUGCCAAAGGGAACCGUAUUAGGCGUUUGUGGCAACACCGGGAGUGGCAAGAGCAGCCUGCUGUCAGCCAUUCUGGGGGAGAUGCACUUGAUGGAAGGUUCGAUGGGGGUGCACGGAAGCCUGGCCUAUGUCCCCCAGCAGGCCUGGAUCAUUGAGGGUACCAUCAGGGAAAAUAUCCUCCUUGGAGGCCAAUACAACAAUGCUAGGUACCUCCAGGUGCUCCAUUGCUGUUCCCUGAUCCAGGACUUAGAAAUUCUGCCCUUUGGAGACAUGACGGAGAUUGGGGAGCGGGGCAUCAAUAUCUCCGGGGGGCAGAAGCAGCGGGUCAGCCUGGCCCGCGCUGUCUACUCAGAUCGUGACAUCUUACUGCUGGAUGAUCCCCUGUCAGCGGUGGACGCACAUGUGGGGAAGCACAUCUUUGAGCAGUGCAUUAAGAAGAUGCUGCAGGGAAAGACAGUGGUCCUGGUUACCCACCAGCUGCAGUAUUUAGAGUUUUGUGACCAGAUCAUUUUGCUAGAAAAUGGGAAAAUCUGUGAAAAAGGAACUCAUAAUGAGCUACUGCAGAAACAUGGGCGAUACACCCAACUCAUCCAGAAGACCUUCCAGGAAUCCACACAGGCCGAGAUGAAGGACACAUCAGGGAAAGCAGAGGAGCUGGUGGAAGCUCAGACGCAGACCAACUCCCAGGAGGAGCCUGCCAAGGAGACUUCUGACCCAGGGAUAGAAAAUAAGAUCAUAAAGGAGGAGUACAUAGAAGAAGGGCUCCUGAAGUGCAGUGUCUAUCACCACUACAUCCAGGCAGCUGGAGGUUACUUGGUCUUUAUGAUGAUUUUCCUUCUCAUGCUGCUGGUCGUCUUCCUCACAAUCUUCCACUUCUGGUGGCUGAGCUACUGGUUGGCGCAGGGCUCCGGGACCAACAGCAGCAGAGAGAGCAACAGGACCACCGUGGAGCCUGGGGACAUACUGGACAAUCCUCAGCUGCCCUUUUACCAAAUGGUGUAUGGCCUCAUUGCUGUGGUCCUCCUGUGUGUGGGAUUCUGUUUCUCUAUCCUAUACACCAAGGUCACCAGGAGGGCAUCCACAGUUUUGCACAAUAAACUCUUCCGAAAGGUUUUCCGCUGUCCCAUGAGUUUCUUUGACACCACCCAAACAGGCCAACUCCUGAACUGCUUUGCUGGGUACCUGGAUGAGGCGGACCAGUUCUUGCCUAUAGUUGCAGAGCAGAGCCUGCUCCUGUCUUUGGUGGUGGUUGGCGUCGUGCUGAUUACCAGCCUGCUCUCUCUCUAUACCCUGUUGAUAGCAGCUAUCAUCAUCAUCAUUUCUUACAUUUAUUAUACGAUGUUCAGGAGGGUCAUCAAUAUGUUCAAGAGACUGUUCAACUACAGCUCCUCCCCUAUUUGCUCCCACAUCCUCAGCUCUCUGCAAGGCCUGAGCUCCAUCCACGUCUAUGGGAAAAUUGAAGAUUUUAUCAGCAGAUUCCAAAUGCUUGUCGACACACAGAACAGCUACCUGGUGAUGUUUCUGUGCUCUGCACGCUGGGUGGCACUGAGGACAGAGUUCAUGACCAACCUAGUGACCUUGGCUAUAGCCUUGUUUGUGUCUUUUGGCAUUUCUUCUGCCCCCAGUUCCUAUAGAGCCCUGACUAUCAGCCUCGUGCUACAGCUGGCAUCUAACUUCCAGGCUGCUGUCAGGAUUAGUUCGGAGACAGAAGCGUACUUCACAAGUGUGGAGAAGAUGCUGCAGUACAUGAAGGGCUGUGUCCCUGAGGCUCCUUUACAUGUGGAAGGUGCGAGUUGUCCCCCUGGGUGGCCCCAAUGUGGAGAAAUCACAUUUCAGGAUUACCAGAUGAAAUACAGAGAGAACACACCUGUGGUCCUCAGAGACAUCAACCUGAAGAUCCGGGGGCAAGAAGUGGUGGGCAUCGUGGGAAGGACGGGCUCUGGGAAGUCCUCCCUGGGCGUAGCCAUCUUCCGCCUAGCAGAGCCUCUGGCCGGCCGGAUUCUCAUUGACGGCGUGGACAUCUGUAGCAUUGGCCUGGAGGACCUGCGCUCCAAGCUCUCAGUCAUCCCUCAGGAUCCCAUCUUGCUCUCGGGAACCAUCAGAUUCAACCUAGACCCCUUCAACUGCUACACAGACCAGCAGAUCUGGAAAGCCUUGGAGAAGACGUACCUGAACAAAAUAAUCUCCAAGCUCCCCCAGAGGCUGCACACGGAGGUGGCGGAGGAUGGCAAGAACUUCUCCGUGGGGGAGCGGCAGCUGCUCUGCAUCGCUCGGGCCCUCCUCCGAAACUCCAAGAUCGUCCUUAUUGAUGAGGCCACAGCCUCCGUUGAUGUGGAGACAGAAGCCCUGAUCCAGAACACAAUCCGGGAGGGCUUCCGGGGCUGCACAGUGCUGGUCAUCGCACACCGCCUCACGACUGUCCUCAGCUGUGACCGCAUCCUGGUCAUGGGCAAUGGCAAGGUUAUAGAGUUCGACAGGCCUGAUGUCCUGCAGAAGCGGCCUGGCUCCGUGUUUGCAUCCCUGCUGGCAUCUGGGAGUUCAGUGAGCAAAGACAAGUCGGAGGAGGCUGCGGGUGGACAGAAGGCGGAGCUAGCGGAGGUUCCCAGAGAACAGUUGUGA
This is a messenger RNA of Sorex araneus (European shrew), 4227 nucleotides long. RefSeq names its product ATP binding cassette subfamily C member 11 (gene ABCC11). Gene Ontology annotation, biological process: transmembrane transport. NCBI's taxonomy places the organism in Eukaryota, Metazoa, Chordata, Mammalia, Eulipotyphla, Soricidae. The transcript has 29 exons. The record is from RefSeq and is a predicted model, not a curated record. The coding region runs from base 1 to 4227 and encodes 1408 amino acids. Gene Ontology annotation, cellular component: membrane. Gene Ontology annotation, molecular function: ABC-type transporter activity; ATP hydrolysis activity; ATP binding.